CCAGCCUCUGUCGGCAGCACGGACUGCUGCCGCCCACACGAGCCCAGCACCCCCUUCCCGCUCAUCCCCCGGCCAGCGACCCUCGGCCCGGCCCUGCGCCCUGUGCCCUCUUCUCCUGACCAACUUGGCCGCCACCUCAGAAGGCUGGAACAGGGACAACGUCGUUCCGGUCGCCUGCUCCCUUUGGGUCCCCGUGCGAGCCCACGCCGGCCCCCAAGCCCGCCCGCAGCCCUGCCCCUGGACACCGGAUAAGGCCCAGCGACCGGAGCCCCGGGUGGACAGCAUGGACCGCAGCGCGCUCCCCCUGGCCGUGGCCCUGCUGCUGGCCGUCUGCAGCCUCAGCCCCACAAGUCUUGCACAAACAGUCCACUGUGACCUACAGCCCGUGGACCUCGAGGUGACAUACUUCACAAGCCAGGUUUCUAACGGCUGCGUGGCUCAGGUCCCCAAUGCUACCAUCGAGGUUCACGUCCUCUUCAUGGAGUUCCCAAGGGAAAUGUCAGAGCUGAAGCUGACUGUCAACAUGUCCAAGCAGAACGGCAUCCAGCCCCGAGAGGUGCUCCUUGUCCUAGGUCUAAACCAGAGUGUCUUUCUGCAGCUGGAAGCCCCCGGAAUCCCGCUCCGCCUGGCCUCUGACCACAACCGCGUCUUCCAAGGGUCCCCAGGAGCCAACAACAUACCGCUGCCCAACUUCACCACCAAGAGCCAGAUCCUCGACUGGGCAGAUGCAAGAGGUGCCAUCAUCUCUGUUGCUGAGCUGCAUGACCCCCAAAACAUCAGCCUCCGCCUGGACCAAGUCCCGAAAUCACUGCCCUCCUGCAGUCCCGAACCCCACAAGGACAUGGGCGAUAUGCUCGAAUGGCAGCCACGCACUGGGGCCUUGGUCCGGGGCUGCCGCUUGGAAGGUGUGGCUGGCCACAAGGAGGCGCAUAUCCUGAGAGUCCUGCCGGGGCCCGAAGACCGGCCCCGGACAGUGAAUGUGAAGGUGGAGCUGAGCUGCACUUCGGGGGACCCCACCGUGCUCAUCCUGCAGGGUCCACCCUACUUGUCCUGGCUCAUCGAUGCCAACCACAACAUUCAGGUCUUGACCACCGGUAAUUAUUCCUUCAAGAUCUUUCCAGAGAAAAACAUCAGUGGCUUGGAGCUCCCAGAUACACGCGAAGGCCUGCUGGGGGAGGCCCAGAAGCUGAACGCCAGCGUGGUGGCAUCCUUCGUGGAGCUCCCUCUGGCCACCGCUGUCUCUCUCCGGGCCAGCAGCUGUGGCAGCGGGCCGCAGAGCUCACCCACACCUGCCCAGACCACCCCUCCCAAGGACAGCUGCGAUCAGAACCUGCUCAUGACCCUGUUCCAGCCCAAGUGCACCAAUGACACCAUGACUCUGGAGCUCAGGAAAGAUCUCAUCUCGGUGUGCACCAUCACCAGCCUGAGCUUCUUGGACCCCCGCUGCCAGGCUGAGGACGCAGGUGACCAGUUUGUCUUACACAGCACCUACUCCAACUGUGGCAUGCAAGUGACAGAAAAUGUGAUCAAUAAUGAGGUGAUCGUCAACCUCCUGUCAAGCCCAUCACCGAGGCAGAAAAAAGUGCAGUGUAUCAACACAGAAAGCCUCUCCUUCCAGCUGGGCCUCUACCUCACCCCGCAGUUCCUCCAGGCCUCCGACACCAUCGAGCUGGGGCAGCAGGGCUUUGUGCAGGUGAGCAUGUCUCCGUCAAUCCCUGAGCUCAUUCUCACGCUGGACAGCUGCCAGCUAGAUUUGGGGCCUGAGGCAGACACCGUGGAACUCAUCCAGCACCAGGCAGCCAAGGGCAGCUGUGUGAGCCUGCUGUCGCCAAGCCCUCGCGGCGACUUGCGCUUCAGCUUCCUCCUCCGUGGCUACAUGGUGCCCACCCCCAAGGCUGGCAUCCUCAACUGCUCCAUAUCCCUGAGUCUUGGGACUUGGUAUCAGAAAAUCCACAGGAUUGCCACCAUGCGCCUGAACGUCGUCAGCCCUGGCAUGUCUGGCAAAACACUCGUCCUGCCCGCUGUGCUGGGCAUCACCUUCGGCGCCUUCCUCAUCGGGGCCCUGCUCACCGCCGCGCUCUGGUAUAUCUACUCGCACACACGUCCCCCCAGCAAGCGGGAGCCCGUGGUGGCGGUGGCUGCCCCGGCCUCCUCAGAGAGCAGUAGCACCAACCACAGCAUCGGGAGCACCCAGAGCACCCCCUGCUCCACCAGCAGCAUGGCGUAGUGCCCAGCCUGGAGCCCUGGGGACCGCCCAGCCAGCCCUUGCCCAUCAGGAGAGACUGAGCAGCCACCCGCUGGAAACCCCUGGUCAUGAACUCACCCCGGGACCCAAACCCUCCCCUUCGACCAAGGACGGACCAUGCCCUCCGCCUCUUUCCCGGAGGCCUGCUGCCAGCGCGGGCACCAGCCUGGAACGCCUUGGGACCGCCCCAUCCCGCCCUGCAGAACCUUCAGACUCGGUGGGCCUGGGGUACAGCUGCCCAGGACCCCAGGGUGACAGAACACUGCCCUGUAUGUCCACGUUGUUAUAGAAACACAAGUCCCUGUUAUUCUGACCUGGAUCCAGCACUCGAUGACCUGGGCUGGGCCUGGAGGUGAGAACUCAAAACAGACUCUGCUCAGCCCACUCAGGCCAAAAGCGCCUCCGCCAUGACCGGCCGAGGACCACCGGGAUCUGAUCCCAGCAGCACAACUUUGGGGUCGGGGCGGGGGCACUGACGCCUAGGGAUGCCCAGCCUGGGAACAGGGGAGCCUAGCUCCUUCCUGCAACUGUCACAUGCGGACCCCCUCCCUCCUAGCCCGUCAGGAAGGCAGCAGAUAGGAGUGGCCAGGCUGCCUGACCUGGGCCCACCCCUAUAUACUCACCACCAAUAAAUCAGACCAUGAAA
Messenger RNA from Pteronotus mesoamericanus, 2891 nucleotides. It is a transcript of the gene ENG, whose product is annotated as endoglin. Gene Ontology annotation, biological process: regulation of transforming growth factor beta receptor signaling pathway; vasculogenesis; cell migration. Gene Ontology annotation, molecular function: transforming growth factor beta receptor activity; glycosaminoglycan binding; type II transforming growth factor beta receptor binding. The record is from RefSeq and is a predicted model, not a curated record. NCBI's taxonomy places the organism in Eukaryota, Metazoa, Chordata, Mammalia, Chiroptera, Mormoopidae. Gene Ontology annotation, cellular component: cell surface. The transcript has 15 exons. The coding region runs from base 284 to 2227 and encodes 647 amino acids.